Molecule: messenger RNA, 1048 nt
Organism: Rosa rugosa (rugosa rose)
Lineage: Eukaryota; Viridiplantae; Streptophyta; Magnoliopsida; Rosales; Rosaceae
Product: folate-binding protein 1
Exons: 4
Coding region: 102-977 (291 amino acids)
Source: RefSeq, a predicted model, not a curated record
GUUAGCUGUUCUUGGUUGCCUCAGCUUCGUCAAUGAUGGAACAAAGUCCAUUCUUUGGUUCCGAGUCUUUCAGAAGCUCACUACAGAACUCGUGAAGGAUAAUGGGUUAUGGUUAUCUGAUUUUGCUGCUUCUUAUCAAUACACCGGUUCCUUUUUCUUCUGGUAAACCUGAUAGAGUGUGCAUUUCCCAAGGUAGUCGUUUUCCUCCAUUCUCUUCUGAGGGAAAGCCUCCAAAACGGGUCAGCAAGGGACCGAAAGAUCUGACUCUUUGCAGGGUGUUCCGCAAAAAAACUUGUUGUGAUGUAGCCCAGACACAUCCUGCGCUGCUAGCCAUUAGGAAGUUGGCUUCGGCAGGGGAAGCAAACUCAGAGUGCUUGCAAUUAUGGGAAUUAUUGGAAUGUUCUAUCUGUGAUCCCCGCAUUGGUGUGCAGCCAGGACCUCCAGUUAUAUGUGCCUCUUUCUGUGACAGGGUCUUCAAUGCUUGUUCUGGGGCUUACUACUCAACAGAUGCAAUUACACAGGUUCUAGCACCCUGUGGAGUAAACGAUUAUGUUUGUGGUAAGGCCUCGGAGUGGAUUCUUAAUGGCACAGAGUUCUGCCAUGCUGCAGGGUUUGCUGUUAAGGGUGAUAUGUCUGAGAGCCUGGAAGAAACAUUUUGCUAUGGUGGUAAAGCUAGUCUUGAUUUGAUUGCGGAUUCAUGGAAGGUUUCACAAUCUGAGGUGCCCCGGAAAGUUCAGAGCUUGAGGCUGCUAGAGGAUUUCCAGCAGAGAGUGAGGGAAAUGCCAUAUAACGAACGAGUUUCUUGGGCUGUGGGAGGAUUGGUUCUUACAGCAGGCCUGUUGUUUGUAAGCAGAAGGAAAGGUUAUAACCAGCGCCACAGACAAGCCGCUUUACAGCGUACCACUAAGAAACUAGAAGCCAAGAUGUACCCGAAAUCUACUGAUAGUCAUGGAAAUAGGAAAGUAAGUAAAAGAUGAAUAUGAAUAUCAUGUCAAUUUACUUGAGAUGUAUCAAUAUAUUGUUCCAAGUAUGGUUUGCUUUUUGUUCU